Molecule: messenger RNA, 1860 nt
Organism: Aspergillus nomiae NRRL 13137
Lineage: Eukaryota; Fungi; Ascomycota; Eurotiomycetes; Eurotiales; Aspergillaceae
Exons: 2
Coding region: 1-1860 (619 amino acids)
Source: RefSeq, a predicted model, not a curated record
AUGUUGGAUGAGCUGGAUAACGUCUUUGACGAGCAUCCCUCAUUGGAUGCGUCGCUCGAAGACUUUGAGAAUUCAAAUAAUGCCCACCGUUCUCCGGUGUUUGGUCUACCGUCACAACAUUCAGGAUUUCGGUCAGAGGAAUCCGACGUGGAAGAAGAUGACAUGACGCCUAACGGGGAGCGCUGGUCACCCCCAGGGUUUCGGAGGUAUGACUACGUCCAAGGCAGUGGGUGGUACCGGCAUCAGCCCUAUCUGCGCAAGGUCGAUCAGGACCGUUUGGGACUAAAGCCCACUGUGGGGUUAAGUCCAUCGCAAUCGCGAGAACCCAGUCCGCAAUACGAAGACGCUCUGGAGGACCCCAUGACUGGUAAAAGGAGCAGUUCUACUGAUACAGGGGACCUUACGAUCGCUGCCAAUGUUCCACUGCCGAUGGACGCAGACUCACCGCAUAAGGUUCGGUCACCUAGCCCACGCCGGGUGCCGGAGACCAGUCCCGCCCCGGAAGGACUGGAGUUUGGCUCGGAUAAUAAUCUAAGCAAUUAUAUCCGGUUCGCUGUGCGCGCAGAGGUUCAGCAGCGCGAACCCUUUGUCGCACUCUUUAGUUACUUGCGAUCCAAAUUCGAUAAGAUCACUAGCUCCAAAUCCAACACCACCAUUUCCAUUCUGGUAGCCCUACUAUCCAUAGUCUUCAUGCGCGCUUUGUUUUUACCCAGUGUACCGCAAGCAAUUCCUGACCUGGUGAAAUUGUCGGGCUUUGCGCGGUCUUUUGAGCCUCUGAUAUACUAUUCAGAGAAUGGCGUACAACAGAUAGGGACGUUGCAGGAGACCGGUGUUGCUGUCUGGGAUCUGAGUGAGUCUGUUCGCGGUACCAAUAUGACCAGUGCGCCGAUCAUAGUGCGCCAGCUGGAUGAGUUGUCCGAGUCCCUGAAGUCGCUGUCUUUAGAGUUGACGCGCUUUUUCGCCAAUGUGGACUCGGACGUGGACUCAAUCUUACUUGUCAUGGAUUGGGCCAAACGGGAGCUGGAGACAUUGUCGUCCCAACCACCCAGUACGCUACCGUCGAUCAUGCUUGACAAUAUGCACGAUCUUCUGGCGCGACUCGGCACGCUAGAGCGCAUCACCGUCUCGGAUGGGGAUGGUGUUGGUGGCGAGCUAAACACUCCGACCACCUUUGGCCACGUUGUAACCGCGUUGUUCGGUCAGACAUCGGCCCAGCGUACGCGCUCCACCCUCACACGGACCUUCACAGAGUUCCUGUCGGUACUUGAAGAGUCCAUUAACAGCGAGUUGACACACUCAACUGCGCUUUUCGCGCUAUUUGAAUCUAUCGAUCGCCAGUUUCUCAAUAUUCAACGCACGGUUGUGCGUGAGUCAGAUGCCCAAGAGCGUGCUGAAGGUGAAAUGCUCAGCUCUCUUUGGACCCGUGUUCUUGGGCCUGACGCAGCCGUUGUGCGGAAGUAUGAGAAGAACAAGCGGCUGCUCGCUAAUGUCCGUAGCCGGACGGUCGCCAACAAGCAUCUCCUCAUGGAUCACCGCGGCCGGCUCCUUACUCUUAAGGUCAACCUGGAAACUCUGCGACGAAAGCUCGUCAGUCCACUCGUCCGACGCAACGAUUCCGUGAGCUUUGCUGGUGCUAUUGAUUCAAGUGGUGGUCGGAGUAAUGGUCGGAUGCUAGGGCCGGUCGAGGCUGUAAUAGAAGGCCAGAUUCGUGGCUUAGAGGGCAGCUAUGAUUACCUUCGGUCUGUCCGGGAGAAGCAGAAAGCCAAGUUAAUGGAGAUGGUAUAUGGAUCAGGACGGAAGCUACCGACCCACUCUAUGCUUGCCGACGGAUCAGAUGACGAUACCAUCGAAGGGAUUUGA